AAAAUAGGAAUCUGUCAUAUUUUGAGGUUAGAAUCAACUUUUCUUCCAUAUAAUGAACGUGGAUGAAUUAAAUUUUAAAGGAAAUGAUCCCGGAGCUGUAAAACAUGGAAAUUUCAUAAAUUACUAUCAAUUUCAUCCCCCCAAUUCCAGAAUAAAUCUAUUACCAAGUGAUGCUUGGAAAAGUUUCGAUGAAAUGGUUUGUUUGGAUGUUGGUUGUAAUGCGGGGGACCUCACAAUAGCUUUACAUAAAUAUUUUACAGAAUUACAUAAAACCAUCAAAAUUCUCGGUGUAGAUUUAGACCCCAUUUUAAUAAAACGAGCACAAGUUAACAAUAAAAACGAGAAUAUAACAUUUACCCAUUUAGAUUUUACAAAUGAUUCAGAAAGAAUAGAAAUACUAAAAAAUUAUUUAAAAGAUAAAAAUAAAUUUGAUGUAACUUUUUGUUUUUCGAUAACAAUGUGGAUUCAUUUAAAUAACGGAGAUGAAGGAUUGAUUCAUUUCAUUAAAAGCAUAUGUGAAAUAUCAAAAAUGAUUGUUAUUGAACCACAACCAUGGAAAUGUUACAAAACUGCCAUAAGAAGGAUGAAAAAAUCAAAUGAGACUUUUCCAAGAUACGAAAAACUUCAAAUUCGUCACCAAGUAGAAGAGAAAAUUGAGGAAACUUUAUUACAACUAAAUUUCAUUAAAAUUAAUGAAAUUUUUGAACCAAAAUGGGGGAGAAAAUUACAAAUAUUUUCACAAGCAUGAA
This is a messenger RNA of Onthophagus taurus, 749 nucleotides long. RefSeq names its product putative RNA methyltransferase CG11342. Gene Ontology annotation, biological process: negative regulation of pre-miRNA processing. NCBI's taxonomy places the organism in Eukaryota, Metazoa, Arthropoda, Insecta, Coleoptera, Scarabaeidae. The record is from RefSeq and is a predicted model, not a curated record. Gene Ontology annotation, cellular component: cytoplasm. Gene Ontology annotation, molecular function: O-methyltransferase activity; RNA methyltransferase activity.